GCCGUCAUUACCUGAACGAAAGCAGUUAAAACUUGACGCCUACUCAAUUUGUCCGCCAUCCUGAGGAAGAAACAGAUUAUGUCUCAGGCGGUCGGAGCAAUUGAGUACGGCGGGUUCAUUCAGAUAAUUGGGAAGAAGCAAUACUUCACCGCAUGUACACCUGCGCCCUCCUCAGUAGUGGGCUUCCCGACAUCUCCGUCGCGGUUCGCCCCUCUCGCUACUGGAGUUGAGGUAUCGCAGGACUCGACAGAGUGUACUCCGCCCUCUGUCGCAGUACCGUCUGCGCCUCCGCAGACCACCGACUCCCCUCCUYCCCCGCCGCGACUACCGACGAGUCGAGCCAUUCGCUCAGCCCGUUGCAGCGAGCAGCUUGCUUCUCGCGAGGACGUUGUGUCCUCUCUUCUGGACUUGAGCGUGCUUCAAGCUCGUCAGAAGCGACUCACCCUCCAUGUCGCUGCACUGCGUCGCCUUCUCGCCAUUCUCUCUGACCUUGAUCGCACCCUCCCGAUCAUCCCCGUACGACUCGGGACCUCCACGAGGGUGUACUCAGCACUGUGGGAUUCCGGUUCUCAGGGCGACUUCAUUCACCCACGCGUGGUGAAGGAAGCCCGCUUACCCACGACAGGGUCUCCGACUCUCAUCUCCGUUACCCUAGGGGAUGAGAAGACCCAACGCUUCUUCGAUCAGACGGUCACCGACCUCCCCUUCUUCCUCACUCUCGAGCCGACUGAGCGUCCCCCGGCGUCUCGUCGCCACCGCUCCUCUGCACAUUUCGAUGUGAUGAUGGAGACGGGGUACGACUUCAUUCUCGGCACUCCGUGGUCUCGUCGAUUCCGCAGCACCGAGGCCGAUUGGGCGACCAACACUCUCGUUCUCAAAACGAAGUGUGGACAGACGUAUCGCGUACCUUUCAUAGGUACCACGACAACGCCACGCCCCGAUCCUCCUCCCCCGGAGCCUUCAGUGCCCACACCAUCUCCCUCUAUCACGGUCACCUCGCCUCGGCAGUUYGCUCACUUMAUUCGAYAGGACGACGUCACCUUCUUUAUGGUGGACGUGACGGAUCUCUUACACUAUGAUCCACCCUGUCCCGACGCCGAGCUCAUCCCUCUGGACCCAGACCCCUCCUCUAUCUCCAUGGCUCCCAUCUCUACUUCCGUCCCUCCGCCGUCCGUCGAGUCCACCCCGCCGAGGCGCGCUGACGCUGACGCUGAGGAACUCGCACGAUAUACGGCUGACUUGGAGCCCGCAGUUCGUGACCUCAUCCGAGAGUACCACGACGUUUUCCCAUCGCCGUUCUCGUACGCCGGCAUCCCACCGAUGCGUGACGUCGAGCACUCCAUUCAUCUCGUGCCUGAAUAUCGUGUUCACCACCAGGCACCCUAUAGACUCUCGAUCCCCGAGGCCACCGAACUGAAGCGUCAGCUUGAGGAGCUCCUGAGACUGGGUUUCAUUAAACCCAGCAACUCCCCGUGGGGUGCACCCGUCCUCUUUGCUCGCAAAGCGGAUGGAACUCUUCGUCUCUGCAUCGACUACCGCGGCCUUAACCGCUACACGGUUAAGAACAGCUACCCCAUGCCUCGUUCCGAUGAGCUGUUCGACCGCCUAGCAGGCAACCGCUUCUUUACGAAGAUUGAUCUUCGUAGCGGUUACCAUCAGAUCCGCGUCGCUGCAGCCGACCAGCCGAAGACAGCGUUCCGAUCGCGAUUCAGCCACUACGAGUUCACGGUGAUGCCGUUCGGCCUCACCAACGCACCCGCUACCUUCCAGAGGGCGAUGAACGACAUCUUUAGGGAUAUCUUGGAGCAGUACGUUCUCGUCUACCUCGACGAUAUCCUGGUCUAUAGUCGUACCCUUGAGGAGCACCUCAGACACCUCCGCGACGUCCUUGAUCGCUUGCGCAGACAUGGCUUCUACGCCAAGCUAAGCAAAUCCACCGUCCUCACAGGAAACUGGAAAUAUCUAGGGGUGGCCGUAGGCCGGGUCGGCCUAAACCCUCGGCCUGUCACGAACGCAUCUAUUGAAGCGGCAGACCUUCCCGAAGUCACAAUCCCAGUCCCCUCAGCAAUUCCCAUAAACACAUCUACGGUGGCAGCACUUCGGACGUUGACCCGGGCAGUCCCAGUCAGAAUGGCACCCCCCUCCUCUGCAAUAGGGACCCUGGCAUCCACCAGGACCACCACCACCGCUACCACGGAGCCGGCGUUCAGCCUCCUCUCCUUCGCGGAUGCUCUGGGGAUCGUCUCUCCCCUGAACCAGGAGCACAGCCACCACCAGGAGGGUGAUGGCCAGCAAACAAACUAUGGCCGGCUUCUUCAUGAUGCUCUUCUUGCCUCGAACUACUUCUUCCGCUUCUCGCAGACAAGAUAGGUGGCUACCUGCUGCUCAGCACGCACGCACGCAUGAAGCCACACAAACG
Molecule: messenger RNA, 2419 nt
Organism: Chara braunii
Lineage: Eukaryota; Viridiplantae; Streptophyta; Charophyceae; Charales; Characeae
Source: the annotation of a GenBank genome assembly